Molecule: messenger RNA, 937 nt
Organism: Protopterus annectens (West African lungfish)
Lineage: Eukaryota; Metazoa; Chordata; Ceratodontiformes; Protopteridae
Product: fibrinogen-like protein 1-like protein
Exons: 3
Coding region: 6-821 (271 amino acids)
Source: RefSeq, a predicted model, not a curated record
GAUCCAUGGCUCACCAGUUCCUUGUCCUAACUGUCUGCCUAGCAAUUACAUCCCUUGCAGACAACCAGUCAGCUACAAACCUCACUACCCCAGAGGAAAGCAAAAACCUCAAACCCCAGGAUGCAGUAUCAGAUCAACAAGAUGCCAGCAUGAAGAAAGCAGACAUGAGUUCAUCCCGCAGCACCACAGCUUAUCCAAAGGACUGUAGUGAGAUCCCAAAAGGAAGUCCAAGUGGACCACAAAUCCUCUACCCACAGGGAACAUUUAGCAGUUAUUUUAUCGCAUUCUGUGAUAUGUCUUCAGAUGGUGGUGGCUGGACAGUCAUCCAGAGGAACCGUUAUGGAUCAGCAAAUAUCUGGGAUCAGACAUGGCAAAUGUACAAAUCAGGAUUUGGAAGCGUUGCAGCAGAACACUGGCUGGGUAAUGAAAAUAUCUACCAGCUAACAAGUCAGAAAAUGUAUAAAGUGAGAUUCGUAAUCUAUGAUCCAAGCAACAAUUUGAGAUUAGCAAAUUAUGACUAUUUUGCUGUGGAGAGUGAAAGCCUGGGUUAUGCAUUGAGACUGGGAAGAUAUUCUGGUAAUGCAGGUGAUGCUCUGAUGACCUACAGUAGUAGUCUUAUGCAGGACAACAUGAAGUUCUCAACCAGAGACAGGGAUCAGGACUUUAGUUCUACUAACUGUGCAUCCACAAAUGGUGGUGGUUGGUGGUACAAUAGCUGUCGUUAUGGUCAGUUAAAUUCUUACAACACUAUCUACUGGUAUGGGUUCUGUCAUGGUAACUGUAAAGGCAGUGAAAUACUCAUAAAACCAGUGAAUGCAUAAAUGUAUUGAAAGGGUAUUUUAUUUUUACUGAUAAUUUCUGUUUAAUGAAGUUGUAACUAUGUAAUAUGAUCAGAUUGUGCAAUCGUCUGAUACUGUUUUAAUAAUUUGCAGCAAUA